Closterium sp. NIES-67 is the source of this 2411-nucleotide messenger RNA. The record is from the annotation of a GenBank genome assembly. Lineage: Eukaryota; Viridiplantae; Streptophyta; Zygnematophyceae; Desmidiales; Closteriaceae.
GUCUUAUCAGGAGCAUCGAUGUCGAAUAAGCUCUAGCCUGCACUCUUCGCGUUCAUUCAUAUGGUCUAGUGACGAUCCUCCAUGAAUAUCGCCUGCAGUCGCUCGAGGUUCACAAACUUACAGCAGCCGUGCUGACUGCUAAGUGCUGGAUGCAGAUUCACAGUGACUUUUCAGUCAGCUAAGAAGACUCCCGUAGUUAAAAUGUUCCAGCACGGCUUUCACCGCAGGAGACAAGUCCGGCGACGGCACAGCGUGCUGCGUUGGGCUGCGCUUCUGCUCGCUUUAUUGUCGCUCUGCUCACCCGCGGCAGCACAAUCGCAGCCUGCCUCCACUGCCGCUGAUGGCACCGCCUCAGAGACAGGCGCCACAGGAGGCGAGGGUGAAUCGGGGCUGCCAGAAACGACAGGCGGGGCUGGGAGUGACGGCGGGGGUGCGGGCGGUCACAGUGGCGACGGCGGGAACAGCAGCGGAAGCAGCGGCGGCAGCGGUGGCGAUGGUGGCGCGUUGGGGGGAGUGUUUGAGCUCCCGAACCCGCCGUCGAGAUUCAAUCCUUCGGCUGCAUGGCACCACAUGCGGUACCGCACCCCCAAUGCGUGCUGGAGCCAGCAGGAGCGACACCUGUACCACACGGCCGACCGGUCACACCCGUCGCAGGCGUUCGUGGAUGCGGUGGUGGCAUAUGAGGCGAUGCAGGAAGAGUGUGUGAGCCAGGAGGGUGUGGAGCAGUGGCAGUGGGUGCGUGACAAGCACAACUGGGGCACGGAGGUGCCUCGCUACGGGCCUGAGAGGAAGCCUUGCCGCUACAUCAUCAUUCACGACCUCGUUCGAGGAGUGGGCAACCGCAUCGCGUCGUACGUCAUCUCCUUUGUGCUCGGCCUGCUCACCGACCGCGCCAUCAUAGCCCCACCCAAGGGCUUCCUCACCCGCCGCUUCUGCAACCCCUUUGCCCGCGGCAACACCUCGUGGACUGUUCAUCCUGACGUGUAUGAACUGCUGCUGGCGUCAGCACUGCCGCUGCCCCGGCUGCGCCUGUCAGCCAUGGCGAAGCAGCUGAGGCUGGCGGGGGUGGAGGGGAAGGUGGACGCGGGGAGGGCGGAUCUGGAGAGGCAGGUGGAGAGGAACGGGUCGGUGUGGAUGGACCUGCACUACAGGACCAUCAACGAUUUCUGCGACCUCUUGUGGACCGCAGCAGACCUCGCCCCCUUCUGGUUCGCCAGCAUCGACGCCUAUUGCCUCCCCAGCUUUUACUACAUCCCCCACUUCGCUGAUCGCCUGCACGAGCUGUUUCCUGACCGGCGCGUGUUCACGCACGUGGCGCGCUUCCUCCUGCACCCCGACAACCACCUGUGGGCCAAGAUCACCUACACCUUCCUUGCCAACCUCGCCCACUUCCCCCACCGCCUCGGGCUGCAGAUUCGCUCUCCAGACGGCAUCGACCUGAAAUUGGCCAGCCGAAUCCUCCAAUGUGCCGUACAAGUGCGAUACUUGCCGCCCACGCAGCCGUACCCCGACGACCCCUCCAUGGCCCUGCCCACGCUCGGCAACUCCACUGGGGGUGGCGCUGAGAGCACGUACCGGUCGUUUCGGACGAUGGGCGUGUUUGUGUCGUCGCUGAGCAUCCGGCACAUGCUGGACCUGGAGACGCACUACGUGCAGCAGCUGCCCCUCACCAACACCUUCGUCACCUUCUGCUCGCUCACCAACGAGGGCAGGGAGAACUGGAGGGAGCAGCAGCAGAUCGACGCGGUCAUGGACAUGUGGAUCCUCAGCUUCAGCGACCGCCUGCUCAUAACGCACAUCUCGUCAUUCGGCCGCACGGCACUGGGGCUGGCGGGCGUGGACGCAUACUCGAUGCAGAUCACAGUGAUCAAGAUGCGCAGCGUGGACUGGCGCAAUAUGACAGGGCCCGUCUGCGAGCGCGUGUCGUCGGAGCCUUGUGACACCAUGGGGGUUCCGGUCAUACAAAGCGGGUGCAGGUGGGAUUUCAAUCGCAGUGGAUUAGUGCAUGGGCAGCAGAGGCCACCAGGAUUCGGCUUCUGCCCGGGAAUGGUUUUUGGCGUGCAGGACCUCAACCCGCUGCUGCAUCCUCUCACACAACAAUGACCAUAACAUGGCGCAUAUAAAUAGGACUUGAGCCUGCGACAAGGUUGAAGGCUCACGCGUAGAAGGCGGCGGCGGAUGCUGGACGGAGACCCAGAGGCCUAGAACCUGGAGUCCUGUGGGUGUGUGUCGAGGGGAAUUGUCAUUCCCCGAAUAAGCUGCUUCGUCACCGUCUUCGGGGUCAGGUGUGGUGAUGCGUUGUUGGGGAGCGAUGACGAGGACAACAGGUUGUGCAGGUGGACUGCAUGUGUCAUCGCGUCUGGCCACAGUGCGUUGGGCAGCCUCAUCCCCAGAAGCAGUUUUCGCAUCGU